Molecule: messenger RNA, 1486 nt
Organism: Triplophysa rosa
Lineage: Eukaryota; Metazoa; Chordata; Actinopteri; Cypriniformes; Nemacheilidae
Product: histone H2B-like
Exons: 1
Coding region: 453-827 (124 amino acids)
Cellular component (GO): nucleosome
Molecular function (GO): protein heterodimerization activity; DNA binding; structural constituent of chromatin
Source: RefSeq, a predicted model, not a curated record
UAGAGAUGUUUUGGUCGAAGUUAAGUUUUACAUGCGUUUAACAUAAGUCUUUAAACGUAUACAAAAUAAAACCUCGUAAAAACUCUAAAAUGUUAUACUCCCAAUGAAACUUUGAAACAAGGGAUUUCAAUCACACGAUUGCGCACACAGUCACAUAUAUUACUUGUGUAGAAUAUUACCGAAAUAAAGAAAUUAAGAGUGGGAAAUAAACAAAGGAAACUGAAUCGCUUGGGGGAGGGUCACUUUCAACAUCAGUCUGUGGGUGGAAACACUUCCAUUGGCUCUCUUUCCUCUCGCCACACUAUGAACCAAUUGAAUCAUUUGAAGGGUUUGGCCAACGGAGACACACAAUCAGAACACAUGCCCCCUUACGUUGAAAAUUUGCAUAGAGUCCUGUAUAUAUGGACCCCUGAGACUCCAAACUUGUUCAGAUUUAUUUGUUCGAUAACACAAUGCCUGAGCCAGCGAAGUCCGCGCCCAAGAAGGGCUCUAAGAAAGCCGCCACCAAGACCGCCGGGAAGGGAGUAAAGAAGCGCAGAAAGUCCAGGAAGGAGAGUUACGCUAUCUACGUGUAUAAAGUCCUGAAGCAGGUUCAUCCUGACACCGGUAUCUCCUCUAAGGCCAUGGGCAUCAUGAACUCUUUCGUCAACGACAUCUUUGAGCGCAUCGGCGGUGAGGCAUCUCGUCUCGCUCACUACAACAAGCGCUCCACCAUCACUUCCAGAGAGAUCCAGACCGCCAUCCGUCUGCUGUUGCCCGGUGAGCUGGCCAAACACGCCGUGUCUGAGGGAACCAAGGCCGUGACAAAGUACACGAGCUCCAAAUAAAUUCCCGCUUGACGCUCCCAACACCCCAAAGGCUCUUUUAAGAGCCACCCAUACUGUCAGACAAAGAGCUUUCGGUGAUGCUUUCACAAAGGUGGAAUCUGUGUUUGUACUUGAUGUUAAUGUAUUCGUCUUGGACUAAAUAUUUAGGAGUUGAUUCCAGGUUUAUAAUGAAAGUGAAGAUCACUCGUAAGGGUGUUGAUUAGAAUACGCCCGGAUCAGCCCACAUGAACCACACACUGAUGUUUGCGAGUAAAUGUUUGGUUGUUGCCCAACCUUGAACUUAUUAAUGAUGAAACGAACGACUGUGGAUCAGUUUGUGGAAAUCAAAUGAGAAACUGUGCUGUGAAAGAUUGGAUGAAUUAACAUCUUAAGCAGAGUGCUCGUGUUGCUUUAGUCACAGAGGAAACUUGUUGAAUGAACACUUCUUAUUGUCUGCAUGAGUGCACAUUAUAAGCAGAUUCACUGAAGAAAAUAUGAACAAGAACACAAGAUUAAAGUCAACCUGUUGAUUAAUCUGUAGAGGGCAGUCUAGCUCAACGUUUGCUUAAAAAGAACACUCCAGCUGUUUACUCCUGAUUAUCCUUUUACCACUUUCCCUUUCUUUUAAUAUUUUAGUUCUGUGUCUUUUAUGAAAAGAACGAAACGAAAAUAAUAAAUGA